Molecule: messenger RNA, 1352 nt
Organism: Anarrhichthys ocellatus (wolf-eel)
Lineage: Eukaryota; Metazoa; Chordata; Actinopteri; Perciformes; Anarhichadidae
Product: C-type lectin domain family 10 member A-like
Exons: 6
Coding region: 3-848 (281 amino acids)
Source: RefSeq, a predicted model, not a curated record
CCAUGAAUAAAUCGGACGCUGAGACUCCUCAGUUGUCUCGUGCCGCAAAAAUGGCUUCGAACAUUUACGAAGACCCGAGUUUGACGAUGAACGUGAAGUUCUGCAAAGGAGCCGGAGAGGACGGAGGACAGCGAGUUGAGAGACUGGUGGACAUCUACGACAGUGUGGACACUUUCACAGGCGGCCGUGUUUUAACACCGGAGAAAGGAGCAAACACUCAAAAGCAUCCUCCAGAUGUCCAGAGAAACCUCCUCAGAGCUGCUGCACUGGUUCUGGGUUUCCUCUGUGUCCUGCUGGGAGUUGCAGUCAUCGUCCUGUCUCAACGCCAUGUUUCUAUCACUCCGGAGAACAACGAGCUGAAGGAGCUGGAGAACAAAUACGACAACCUGAGCAAAUUGUACCACGAGUUACAGGAGACCGUCAACCAGACACAGGGGAACACCACAGUGAAUGCAGGAUGGAAGAGAUUUCAAUGCAGUUAUUACUACAAAUCUACUGAGAUGAAGAACUGGACAGAGAGCCGGAGAGACUGUUGGAACAGAGGAGCAGAUCUGGUGGUGAUCAGCAGCAGAGACGAACAGAGUUUUGUCAGCAAGCUGACUAAACCGGACGCUUCGUGGAUCGGUCUGCAGCCAGUGAGCGGUCAGUCCGUGGGAUGGGGAUGGGUGGACGGAUCAAUAUCAUCAUAUCUGCCCUGGAAGACCGGUGUGAAUGUAAAGCCUGAUGAUGGUUCCAGGUCCAGAGCAUUUGUGGGUCCUGAAGGAACAUGGCAACAAACCAACAAUGGAUCCAAACGAUGGAUCUGUGAGAAACAAUCUCACAGAGAAUCAAUCAAGUCUAACAUGUAAAUGUGAUCUUGACUUGAUUCACUUAAUUUCUCCCUCAACUUUUCAAAAGUUCGUUAUUCUCUCACUUAAAACAACGACAUAAUUAAGGGAAACUCAGAGAAAACUAACUAACCGCAUUACUGUAAAAGUACAACAACAGGCCAACAUGUUGAUGACUUAGAACACACCUGCGUACAGAGCAGUGAGGCUGAAGACGAGAGUAACUGAAGUGUGUUCAUGCUGUUUGGAUUUCACGGCCAUCUGCUCGAUAGAGUAUUCUUCUGUUAGUAACGGGCUCAGCUGUUACCCAGGGUGCACUAUGUUCUUCUGUUGGUAACGGGCUCAGCUGUUACCCAGGGUGAAACACAGAGGUCAAUCAGAGGAACCGAAACACAGAGGUUCUACAGUCAACCAAGCUAAAUGAAUGUGGGUGAAUCUAUCGCUAUGAAUAUUGUUGUUGCUGGUAGAAAAUCUGUAUUUCCAAAAUCAUCUUAUUUUGAACAAAGAAAGAAUAAAAUUAUUAUC